Quercus lobata is the source of this 740-nucleotide messenger RNA. RefSeq names its product tripeptidyl-peptidase 2-like. The transcript is spliced from 3 exons. The coding region runs from base 1 to 612 and encodes 203 amino acids. Lineage: Eukaryota; Viridiplantae; Streptophyta; Magnoliopsida; Fagales; Fagaceae. The record is from RefSeq and is a predicted model, not a curated record.
AUGGCAGCAAAACCAAAACCUGUUGAAGGCUCAAUGCCAAAGACCCAUUUGACACCAAUGUCACAAAGCGCACCAAAACCACAACCACAACCACAAGGCCCACCUUCGGUACCCACUCGUCCUAUGCGUUCCAUUCUUCCCAAGACCAACAAAAGAAAGCUCAUUCAUACCACCUUCUCCAUUCCCAACUCCUCCUACUUCAAAAUCCGCGCUCUUACUCAACAACUUCGCCCCCAUUUCAUCGAGGGCAAGGAGGCAUCGUCCUUGGCUUCAUCUAAAGAUUUGGAGAUUACUUGUGAUCAAUCUCAACCAGAGUCUGGUGUCCAGCCAGAUCAUCUGUUUGAAGAGAACUUCAAACAAUUAAAGAAAUGGGUUGAUUUGAAGUCGCCUAAACAUGGCAUCCUCCUAGCGCUACGUGAGAGACGUAGUGGAAGGCUUGGAACAGCAUUGAAGGCAUUGAAUGACAUAAUUCGAGAUGAUGGGGAACCUCCAAAGAAGAAGCUCUAUGAACUAAAGCUCUCUUUGCUUGAUGAGAUUGGAUGGAGUCAUUUGGCAACAUAUGAGAGACAAUGGAUGCACGUGCGAUUUCCAGCCAGCUUGCCACUUUUCUAAAAGGUUGCUCAAUUUCAGAUCAGGUGUCUUGUAUUGAAUAAGUACCCUAUAGGCCCAUUCGAAUAAUUUAUUCCUGUAACACAGAUCCUUUCGAAAUAACAUGCAUCCAAUGAGUGCGUUUCAUGCAA